GACUCUGCGGCGGCGUGACAAGAAGCGCAUGUAAACACAACAUACUCGGGUACUUUAUAUAUGCUAGACCUGCUUCUUAUGUUUUUGGAACAUUAUUUUGUAACAUUGCGCAUAUUCUGUACAUUUGCUACCAACCAAUGAAACCAUUUUGAAGGAAGUAUACUUCAAUAAUACGCGCUAAAGAUGAGCAACAUAUAUAUUCAAGAGCCACCAACUAAUGGAAAGGUCUUGCUGAAGACCUCUGCAGGUGACAUAGACAUAGAGCUCUGGUCCAAGGAAACUCCCAAGGCAUGUAGAAACUUCGUUCAGCUCUGUAUGGAGGGUUACUAUGAUGGCACAAUCUUUCAUCGUAUGGUGCCAGAGUUCAUUGUUCAAGGAGGAGAUCCUACAGGCACUGGAAGCGGUGGAGAGUCUAUCUAUGGCCGGCCUUUUAAGGAUGAAUUUCACUCCAGAUUACGCUUCAAUCGGAGGGGUUUGGUUGCUAUGGCAAAUGCUGGACCUCAUGAUAACGGGAGCCAGUUCUUCUUUACUCUUGGGCGAGCGGAUGAACUCAACAACAAACACACCAUUUUUGGAAAGGUCACUGGAGAUACAGUGUAUAACAUGCUCAGGUUGGCAGAUGUUGCGUGUGACGGUGAUGAGCGGCCACUCAACCCACAUAAAAUUCGAUCUGCAGAGGUCUUGCAUUCUCCAUUUGAUGACAUCGUUCCACGUGAAAUUAAAGGCAAAAAAGAGAAGAACAAAGAUGAAGCGAAGAAGUCACAGUCUAAAGCAACCAAGAAUUUUAGCUUGUUGUCAUUUGGAGAGGAGGCAGAGGAGGAUGAGGAGAUGGUCAAUCAAGUCAGCCAGACCAUGAAAGGGAAAAGCAAAAGCAGCCAUGACCUGCUGAAAGACGAUCCCAAGUUAAGCUCUGUUCCAGUUGUUGACAGGAACCAAGGUGAAGGAGAUUUUGAGGAUUCAGAUGAUGAUGACGAUGAUGGAGAGGACGACAGUGAUCGUGAAGCAGAGAAAGCGAAGGUCAGAGAGAACAUCGCAAAGAAGUUGAAGAAAGACAAGACAGAUGAGGAGAAGUCCAGUCAAGACUUGGUGAAGAAGACCUCACGCAGUGAUGAAUUGCGAAAAGAAGCUCGCCAGCUGAAGAAAGAAUUACUCGCAAUCAAACAGCGAAAAGAAGACGGUGUGAAGAAAGAAGAGGACGUCAGCGAGGUAGGUGACAGUAAGCAGAACAGUGAGGCGGUGACGGAGUAUCUGGAGAGCAGGAAGAAGUACGAGGACAUGAGGAAGCAGAAAUUAAAGAAGGGCUCUGGACGAGAGGCUCAGACACUUGCCCUUCUAGAAAGCUUCAAAUCCAAACUAUCAUCUGCAAUAUCGGAGACUCCUAGUGCUCCAGAGGAAGAUGUGGAGGAACUAGCCGAGGAUGAUGAUAAGGGCUGGAUGGCCCACGUUCUGCACUUUGAUGAACAAAGCAGAAAGGUAAAAGAUGCCAACAUGCAGGACGAAGACACGUUCGAGAUCUAUGAUCCACGCAACCCCGUCAACAAGAGGAGACGCGAGGAGAGCAAAAAACUCCUGAAGGACAAGAAGGCCAGGAGGUGAGACUGCAGAUACACGUUCUGCCCGUCUCAUUUCUAGACCAGAAGAAUCCAAUUAAUCUGUGCUGAAAUGAGAGAUCAUACACACAGUUCUUUUAUUAAAGACUCAUUUACAUUUGGUAUGAUACUUAGAGAUACUUGUAAAACUGGCAAUCAUUUAGUGUUUUUUAUAAGACAGACAACAAUCUGCUUUUUCCUUCUUGCGUCAUCAUUUAAAAUGUUGUUACAUUGUGAACAAACAGUCUCUCAAAAUGAGUGUACAUUUACAACAUAGUAAUAAAAGUCCUUAU
Danio aesculapii is the source of this 1882-nucleotide messenger RNA. RefSeq names its product CWC27 spliceosome associated cyclophilin (gene cwc27). Gene Ontology annotation, molecular function: peptidyl-prolyl cis-trans isomerase activity. The record is from RefSeq and is a predicted model, not a curated record. Gene Ontology annotation, biological process: protein peptidyl-prolyl isomerization; protein folding. The coding region runs from base 184 to 1596 and encodes 470 amino acids. Gene Ontology annotation, cellular component: catalytic step 2 spliceosome. NCBI's taxonomy places the organism in Eukaryota, Metazoa, Chordata, Actinopteri, Cypriniformes, Danionidae. The transcript is spliced from 14 exons.